AUGAUCGAACACGCCUACUACCCACACAUCGUCGAAGCCAUUUUCGACUAUGCGGGGUUCGAUUCCCUGGUCGCAAUGUCGCAAACGUGCCAGGAUUGGAGGCACCGAGCGUCCGCCAAGAUCGGUCACAUCUACCAUUUCGACGGCGAGUCCUUUUAUCACCCGUUUGAUACCACCAAAGAGAAUAUUGUCAGGCAAUGCCGAAUCCUGGAUGUUGCCUUUCACCCGACAUCGCUCUCAUCGGGAUUUGAUGCAGAGGCUCAACAGUUUGGCCACGCCCGACUGCCAUCAUACGCUUUAAACCUUGACACCAUCCGUUUCGUUGAUGUUGGGUACCUCCAAACGCCCAUCUGGUAUGCCGCCGCCCGCAGGCUCGUGUUCGGACAGUUCCAUUGCAAUUGGAAUCCGCGUUUCCUCCAAGACAAGGACUUUACCGGGCGGGCUCUCUUCAUCGGGGUGAAGAGGGUCAUAAUCAACCACACCCUGCGGACAAGCCGAUGUCAUCAGCUCGAGCCGAGAAGCUUCUUUAUGACUCUGCGCGAAGUCGUUUUUGUCUUUCAUGGACACGAAGCAUGCCCUUGCUGUUUCCUGAGCGUCUUACGUUCGGCACGCAGAACACAUGUCCCCGUCACCGUCGUCGGAGCGGAAACGUUGACUACACACGCGACGUUCCAGCCCUACAGAGUCGAAGGACAGAAGUUCACCAAACCGAGCGGCGAUCGUCGUUUGGCUGUCCGAGGUAUCAGACUUCUGACUCAUGAAGAGUAUCGGGAGCUCAUUGGUGAGAAGGAGUACGCCAUCGAAACCGACUUCAAGAUGCCAGAGAGAGUCAAUAGGUAUUCAACACCUUCUCUUUACGACCCCAUCUCCUAA
Molecule: messenger RNA, 873 nt
Organism: Trichosporon asahii var. asahii CBS 2479
Lineage: Eukaryota; Fungi; Basidiomycota; Tremellomycetes; Trichosporonales; Trichosporonaceae
Exons: 1
Coding region: 1-873 (290 amino acids)
Source: RefSeq, a predicted model, not a curated record